This is a messenger RNA of Merops nubicus (carmine bee-eater), 1536 nucleotides long. RefSeq names its product AP-1 complex subunit beta-1. The transcript is spliced from 11 exons. The record is from RefSeq and is a predicted model, not a curated record. Gene Ontology annotation, cellular component: membrane coat. Gene Ontology annotation, biological process: intracellular protein transport; vesicle-mediated transport. Gene Ontology annotation, molecular function: clathrin binding. NCBI's taxonomy places the organism in Eukaryota, Metazoa, Chordata, Aves, Coraciiformes, Meropidae. The annotation marks the transcript as partial.
AUGACAGACUCAAAGUACUUCACCACCACCAAGAAAGGGGAGAUAUUUGAGCUGAAAGCUGAACUGAACAGCGACAAGAAGGAGAAGAAGAAGGAGGCUGUGAAGAAGGUGAUAGCAUCCAUGACUGUUGGCAAAGAUGUCAGCGCUCUCUUCCCGGACGUGGUGAACUGCAUGCAGACAGACAACCUGGAGCUGAAGAAGCUGGUCUACCUCUACCUGAUGAACUAUGCCAAGAGCCAGCCAGACAUGGCCAUCAUGGCAGUCAACACCUUUGUGAAGGACUGUGAGGACCCAAACCCCCUGAUCAGAGCCCUGGCCGUGAGGACCAUGGGCUGCAUCAGGGUGGACAAGAUCACGGAGUACCUGUGUGAGCCCCUGAGGAAGUGCCUGAAGGCCGAGGACCCCUAUGUGCGCAAGACUGCCGCCGUCUGCGUGGCCAAGCUGCACGACAUCAACGCCCAGCUGGUGGAGGACCAGGGCUUCCUGGACACCCUUAAAGACCUCAUCUCCGACUCCAACCCCAUGGUAGUGGCCAACGCAGUGGCGGCCCUCUCAGAGAUAGCAGAGUCCCACCCGAGCAGUAACCUCCUGGACCUCAACCCCCAAUCCAUCAACAAGCUGCUCACAGCCUUGAACGAGUGCACGGAGUGGGGCCAGAUCUUCAUCCUGGACUGCCUGGCAAACUACAUGCCCAAGGAUGAUCGGGAAGCCCAGAGCAUCUGCGAGCGGGUGACCCCCCGGCUGUCCCACGCCAACUCGGCCGUGGUGCUCUCGGCGGUAAAGGUGCUGAUGAAGUUCAUGGAGAUGCUGUCCAAGGACCUGGAUUACUAUGGGACCCUGCUGAAGAAGCUGGCCCCACCACUGGUCACCCUGCUCUCUGCAGAGCCUGAGCUCCAGUACGUGGCUCUCCGCAACAUCAACCUCAUCGUGCAGAAGAGGCCCGAGAUCCUGAAGCACGAGAUGAAGGUGUUCUUUGUGAAGUACAACGACCCCAUCUACGUCAAGCUGGAGAAGCUGGACAUCAUGAUCCGCCUGGCUUCCCAGGCCAACAUUGCUCAGGUGCUGGCAGAGCUGAAGGAAUAUGCCACGGAGGUGGACGUGGACUUUGUAAGGAAGGCGGUUCGAGCCAUCGGCCGCUGUGCCAUCAAGGUGGAGCAAUCGGCUGAGCGCUGCGUCAGCACCCUGCUGGACCUCAUCCAGACCAAGGUCAACUACGUGGUGCAGGAGGCCAUCGUGGUCAUCAAGGACAUCUUCCGCAAGUACCCGAACAAGUAUGAGAGCGUGAUUGCCACCCUCUGUGAGAACCUGGACUCCCUGGACGAGCCCGAGGCACGGGCUGCCAUGAUCUGGAUCGUGGGGGAGUACGCCGAGCGGAUCGACAACGCCGACGAGCUGCUGGAGAGCUUCCUGGAGGGCUUCCACGAUGAGAGCACGCAGGUCCAGCUGCAGCUGCUGACAGCCAUCGUGAAGCUGUUCCUCAAGAAGCCCACGGAGACACAGGAGCUGGUGCAGCAGGUGCUGAGCUUGGCCACCCAG